Pecten maximus is the source of this 762-nucleotide messenger RNA. RefSeq lists its product as uncharacterized. Bases 1 to 762 code for a protein of 253 amino acids. The transcript has a single exon. The record is from RefSeq and is a predicted model, not a curated record. Lineage: Eukaryota; Metazoa; Mollusca; Bivalvia; Pectinida; Pectinidae.
AUGAUAGAUGAUCUGAAGUAUGGUGAAAGUCUGGGUUCCAGUGACCAUGUGUCCAUAGUCUUUGACUAUGUGUGUUAUGUGAAUCAGCCCAUAAACACCGAGCAUACAAAACGCAGACAUUUCUACAAGGGCGAUUAUUCUGCCAUCCGGGAAGAGAUUCGAGAGAUUGACUGGGAUGAAUUGGAACAAAUAACGGAUGUGAAUGACACUUGGUGUAGUCUUAUAGAUCUUCUCACAACAAUUAUUGAACAACAUAUACCAUUACAUAAGACCAACACCAACAAAAAAUCUAAUUUGAACCAACAAGCCCGUCAGUCAAUUAAGAACAAACACCAGACAUGGCAAAAAUAUCUUCAUUGCAAUACGCCUGAAAAUUGGAACCAGUACAAAGAGGCUAGGAACUUGGCCACCAAAAACAUCAGGAAAUCUGAAUAUACGUUUGAAAAAGAUUUAGCUGAAAAAAUAGCAACAGACCCCAAGCUCUUUUGGAAACAUGUUAGAUCUAAAACAAAAACAAAUUCGUCCAUUCAACAAGUCAAAAGACCUAAUGGAGAGCUCACAAAGAACAACAUUGAGACUGCAAAUAUCAUGGUAGAGUUCUUCUCCAGUGUAUUUGUUGCAGAUAACAAUAUAGCGCAUCCAGAUCUCCGGGUUAGAAGAUAUACAACACCCUUGGAAACAGUAGAAUUCACAAGUGACGAAAUUCUAAAGGCAAUAAAAAGAUUAAAGCCAAACAAAGUCGCAGGGCAAAUUUAUUGCUGA